AUGCUAGUUCGCAUUCAACUACAACAUCAACGCUUGAUAAAAAAUUGUGAUUACAAUGCCUGCGUUUUUGUAUGCUUACUAGCUAUUUCUGCCGUUGCCAAUGCUGGUUUCUUUUUCGGAGGUGGUAGCUCAGGCGGCAGUGGUGGUCAAGGUGGCUGGUCCAGUGGUGGUAGCUCUGGCGGUCAUGGUGGCUUUGCUGCACCUCCAACCGUUGUCAAAGUAAUUCAUCAGACCGCCGAUGUUGGUCAAGGUGCUGGUUGGUCUGCUGGUGGUGCUUCUGCUGGCUGGUCUGCAGGGGGUUCCUCGGGUGGCUGGUCUGCUGGUGGUGCUGGCGGUGAAGUGAAAGUUUUCAUGGUCAUUACUCAGAGCUCAUCCGGCGAUCAUGGUCAUCAUGAACAUGUUCAUCCAGCACCAGCUCCAGUUAAAGUAAUUAAACUCAUCCACGAAGAAGCUCCUGCACCAGCUGCUGGUUGGUCUGCAGGUGGUGCUUCAGGCGGUUGGUCUGCUGGAGGCUCCGGUGGUUGGUAA
Messenger RNA from Musca vetustissima, 528 nucleotides. RefSeq lists its product as uncharacterized. The coding region runs from base 1 to 528 and encodes 175 amino acids. The transcript has 2 exons. Lineage: Eukaryota; Metazoa; Arthropoda; Insecta; Diptera; Muscidae. The record is from RefSeq and is a predicted model, not a curated record.